AUGCAUGCGCCGGGCAACAGAGCAAAGAUGUCCAGCAUCUUUGCCUAUCAGAGCUCUGAAGUGGAUUGGUGUGAGAGUAAUUUCCAGCACUCGGAAUUGGUGGCUGAGUUCUACAAUACGUUCAGCAAUGUGUUCUUCCUCAUCUUUGGACCUCUCAUGAUGUUCCUCAUGCAUCCUUAUGCCCAGAAGCGUUCCUGGGGUAUCUAUGGAGUGUCAGCCCUCUUCAUGGUCAUAGGUCUGUUCUCCAUGUAUUUCCACAUGACUCUCAGCUUUGUGGGGCAGCUGCUGGAUGAAAUCUCCAUCCUGUGGUUGCUGGCUAGUGCAUACAGCCUGUGGAUGCCCCGUUGUUACUUCCCCAAGUUCGUCAAGGGAAGCAGGUUCUACUUCAGCUGCCUGGUAAUUAUGACCACUAUUAUCAGCACCUUCUUGACGUUUGUGAAGCCCACAGUCAAUGCAUAUGCCCUCAACAGCAUCGCCAUACACAUCCUCUACAUUGUGCGCAAAGAGUACAAGAAGACUAGAGAUGAGGAUCUUCGGCAUAUGAUUGCGGUUUCUGUGAUCUUAUGGGCAGUUGCACUGACCAGCUGGAUCAGUGACCGUGUACUUUGCAGUUUCUGGCAGCGGAUUCACUUCUUCUAUCUGCAUAGCAUUUGGCAUGUCCUCAUAAGCAUCACUUUCCCUUAUGGUAUCGUGACCAUGGCCCUGGUGGACGCCAAGUAUGAGAUGCCAGAUAAAACCCUCAAAGUCCACUACUGGCCCCAGGACAGCUGGCUCAUUGGGCUACCCUAUGUGGAGAUCCAGGAGAAUGACAAGAACUGCUGA
Messenger RNA from Grammomys surdaster, 822 nucleotides. It is a transcript of the gene Acer1, whose product is annotated as alkaline ceramidase 1. The coding region runs from base 1 to 822 and encodes 273 amino acids. Lineage: Eukaryota; Metazoa; Chordata; Mammalia; Rodentia; Muridae. The transcript has 6 exons. Gene Ontology annotation, molecular function: hydrolase activity, acting on carbon-nitrogen (but not peptide) bonds, in linear amides. Gene Ontology annotation, biological process: ceramide metabolic process. Gene Ontology annotation, cellular component: membrane. The record is from RefSeq and is a predicted model, not a curated record.